Messenger RNA from Pseudogymnoascus verrucosus, 3229 nucleotides. It is a transcript of the gene CBH1, whose product is annotated as CENP-B protein 1. Gene Ontology annotation, molecular function: hydrolase activity, hydrolyzing O-glycosyl compounds. The record is from RefSeq and is a predicted model, not a curated record. Bases 1734 to 3101 code for a protein of 455 amino acids. Gene Ontology annotation, biological process: carbohydrate metabolic process. NCBI's taxonomy places the organism in Eukaryota, Fungi, Ascomycota, Leotiomycetes, Thelebolales, Thelebolaceae. The transcript has 3 exons.
UCGCUCUAUUUUCCGCAUUUACCCUCCUUAAUAAACUCACUAGAGUAAUCACUACUUAACCAUCUCUCAGCCCCAUGGAGAGCGAAUCGCUGCCGCCAUGGCCGCCGAUCUCUACUCGAUCACUCCCGAGUUGUGUCCACAAACAAUCAAUCCAAUGCAACCUACUGUAGGGGUGGUGCCUUGCGAGAGACGCGCCAGUAGCAGGAGAAACCUUGUUCCAAUGGGGGGAAAACUACCCUCAAUUAUCCUGGCUUCAUUCUUCCUUCUUCCGCGAUCGUCCUUCAUGCUCCUUAAUCCUUCGUAGCACAGUGUCUGUUGGUCUCCACUCAAAUGCGGGGCGUCACGUUUGCUCGAAAGCUUCUCUGUGUGUUUUGUAUACGCAUAGCUGUGAUCUCACGCUCUUCCAUCUGGCCUCGUUGUCGUCCAUAUGCUGUAGCCGCUGUUGAAGUCCAAACAAGGCUGCUAAUCCACCCGCAAUGCAGCCCUGCCAGCCACCAACAGACUGCCAGAGAGGAGGCGCACCACUGCCGGAUUAACGUGGAUGCGGUCCAUGCGGCGGGGGUGGAGUUGAACAGGCGCAAUCAGCCAGUAACGGCCACGAUAAACAUUUAUCCCGUCCCCCAGAUUUUGGUCAGGGUUCUUUGACAGGCAUUCCCCGCAACAGCUGAAGCAUGGUGGCGCCGCUAUCAUUGAGGGUUGGCAUCUGGUGACUUCAAACCUCCCCAACUUCAAUUUGGGAAUGCUUGCGUGGCCAUGAAUUGAGUCCAGUCGGAGUCGAUGGCACCCUACGAUAAUUCUACCUCUUCUCUCGGAACUCGGUCGGUAGAGGAGAACCGAUCUCAGAUUCGGAUGUGUCUCCAAAUAUACCCAGAGAGACUCACAAAAUUAUAACAUUCUCAACGUCAGGCGCCUUUAGGAGCCGUAGUUUCGUCUCAAUGAUAUUCUGCUCUAUACUAUGACUUCCCUCCAGUGCUCUCGUUAAUGGGUGUCAUUAACCACGGACAACGAGCCGCUGUACCGCAUUCUCCAUCUUAUUCUGGCAACAGUAUACCAAAGAGUGGAUACUCCACCUGUGGAAGACUACUGUUUAUACUUCCAUGCAGAUACUAAAGAUCUUGGUUCUCCAAUACCGGUUAGCAUAGCCCUGACGCGCACCAAAGCGGCGCCAAUAUGGUAACUCUCCUUGACCAACGCGGGGUCGUCAGCGAAUCCGAGCUAUUAAUCCGAAGCGCCCUGUUCUCAAUCUAUAUGUUUCGUACAUCUUGACCUGUUUUUGGAUGAAGCCUCUGACGUCGCGUCUGCAUCCUUGCCAUGCACCUCUUUCUUCCAUACUUCGGCAGAAGCUUUUGUGGGUUUCUAGUCUGCGAAACACAACCUUCCAUCCGCUUUGAUAGGCCACUGUUUAGCUAAGAGCAGGGGUGACGGCCGUAUACAACAAUUAACUUCGCGGAGAUUGAGGGGCGAGAAUGGUUGAGAUGUCUCAUGAUGAACUUUAGAUUGCCAACCAAGCUGGGGAUAUGUCCAUCAUCUUUCAGGCAUUAUGCAUCAGGUAAAAUAGUGACGAUCUAUCAACCGACCCUGCGGCGUUCACGGCCCUGAUGUCCACGUCCGAGCCUUUGCCCAAGGUCAACUCGCUACGAGCUGAUGCUCAGAGAGAUAUAAAGAGAAGAAGAUUUCCCACAAUAUUCUAAUCAUCACCUCACUCAACAACACAUCCACAACCAUCUUUCAAAAUGAUCAGCAAGCUUGCCCUCGCCACCUUCACUCUUCUGGCCGCCGUCAGCGGCCAGCAAGUUGGUACUCUCGAAGCUGAGACUCACCCUUCCAUGUCUAUGCAGACUUGCACCAGCGGAGGAGCUUGCACCAAGAAGGACACCAAGAUCGUUCUUGAUUCCAACUGGAGAUGGCUGCACUCUACUGACGGCUACACCAACUGCUACACCGGCAACGAGUGGGACGCAACUCUGUGCCCAGACCCAGAGACUUGCGCCACCAACUGCGCUCUCGACGGUGCUGACUACGAGGGUGUUUACGGUAUCAAGGCUGGCGGCGAUUCGCUGACCCUCACAUUCGUCACUGGUGCCAACGUUGGAUCGCGUGUCUACCUUUUGGCAGAUGACAGCACCUACCAGGGCUUCAACCUGAAGAACAACGAGUUCACCUUCGAUGUUGACAUGUCCAACCUCCCCUGCGGACUCAACGGUGCCCUCUACUUCUCCCAGAUGGACCUUGACGGUGGAUUGGCCAACCACGCUGGCAACAAGGCCGGUGCCGCGUACGGAACCGGAUACUGUGAUGCUCAGUGCCCCCACGACAUGAAGUUCAUCAAUGGCGAGGCCAACACCAUUGACUGGACCCCAUCUGACAGCGACAUCAACGCUGGCAGCGGAAAGUUCGGAACCUGCUGCACAGAGAUGGACAUCUGGGAGGCUAACCAGGCCGCCUCCGCCUACACCCCCCACGCAUGCAAGGGCCAAGGCCUCACCCGCUGCGAGGGAACCGACUGUGGUGAUGGAGAUGACCGCUACUCCGGCGUCUGCGACAAGGACGGAUGUGACUUCAACAGCUACCGCAUGGGCGACCCAUCCUUCCUCGGUGUCGGCAGGACCGUCGACACCUCCAAGGUCAUCACCGUGAUCACCCAGUUCGUGACCGCCGACGGCACCGAGUCCGGCGCUCUCACCUCCAUCAAGCGCAUCUACGUCCAGGGCGGCAAGACCAUCGCCAACUCCGAGAGCAAGAUCGAUGGCGUUGACGCCACCAACGAGAUCACCGAUGCCUUCUGCGACCAGCAGAAGACUGCCUUCUCCGACAACAACUACUUCAAGACCCUCGGCGGCAUGUCUGGCUUCAGCACCGCCCUCGACUCCCCCAUGGUCCUCUCCAUGUCCAUCUGGGACGACCACGCAGCCUCCAUGAACUGGCUCGACUCCACCUACCCCGUCGGCGGCACCGCCCCUGGCAACCUCCGUGGUGACUGCGCCGCUACUGAUGGCGACCCAGCUACCGUAGAGGCCGCCCACCCAGGCGCCACCGUCACCUUCUCCAACAUCAAGUUCGGUCCCAUUGGCUCGACCUUCGAUGCUGGCGCAACCGCAUAAAUCAUAGAUUAGAUGAAUGGGUUAGAUGGCUGGGUGCUCAAAUUCGUACCUGUACAAAUUUUUAUUUCUGGGGAAGACACUGCUGUACAUAGAACUUGGUGUAGAAAGGGAAACUAUAUAAAGAGUGG